This is a messenger RNA of Cyclospora cayetanensis, 1317 nucleotides long. RefSeq lists its product as uncharacterized. Bases 1 to 1317 code for a protein of 438 amino acids. The record is from RefSeq and is a predicted model, not a curated record. The transcript has a single exon. Lineage: Eukaryota; Apicomplexa; Conoidasida; Eucoccidiorida; Eimeriidae.
AUGCAGAGGCAUAAAACUCGUGUAACGGAGACCAUCCAGGGGCCCCCAAGCUCUCGAUCUGUGCUCAUGGCUGGGGCCCAAACUGUUCUCGAAGCAACCGCUUCACGCAUUCGGCAUGAGGUGAACUGGUUCGAUGGUGAUUUGCUGGAUGAGAAGCUUCUUUUGCUCCAACAAGUGGAGCAUCUUGAUGCCUCUUUGUCGCUACUGGAAAGAUUGCUGCCAGCGGGGGCGGAUACCGAUGUCAAGGUGCUGUCACCUGAGGAACUUUGUGAGGCCUGUGGCCACAUGAGAAUGGCCAUACACACGAUGCUUGCCCUUGCACCCAAGUUUAGAGAAUCAACCCAUCACAACCUGGUCAGACAAUUCGGCUCUGGUUCCUGUAGCAUAUUUGACUUCUGCUCAAAGCGCCGCGCUGCAGUUGAGCUACCUCCACAGAAGCGAAGGAGCCGCCUCCGCGUGCAGCUUGACAAGCUGGAAAAACAGCAUGAGGCGUGCCUGCUUGACUUGCUUCUUUCAUUUGAACAUUUGAUAACACUGGCAGUGAUACCUCCACCAGAUGCACCAUCGCGCUGUGCUGAAGGCAGUCGAUACGUAUUGGCCGGUCAGGCCAAACUACAUGAGUCGCAUGCAAUGCUUCGCCAGCUUCUGGUAGAGGAGGACGAUGUCUUACUCCCUAUUCUCGAGUGGCAAUUGGGUGCAGCGACGUCAGAUUUGGCAGUCGCCCGUGCAGUGCUAAACCGCCUUCCAAGGCCAUCCACAAGCUGGACAAGGAAUAAAAUCAAAAACCACUCACCUGCUCCAGCUACGGUUGGAAUCCGGUGUGAGAGCAAAGCAAGCAUUGUUCAUUGUCAUUCUCCAGGGGAACCGAGCAUAAGAUUCGAUGACCACAACCUACGCACUUCUCCCACAGAGCCUAGUCCCCAUGAAAUACGCACUCCCGUUUUGGCGGCAAACCGCUGCUUCGAGAAAGACUACUGCAUGGCCGACAGCUCGCAGAAUCCAUCCUCCUCUGCUACCCCCUUUAACAAGCCUUGCGACAGUAUGCUGCAGACAGAUGGCUUCUGUGACUGCAACAAUGGCAUCUCAAGCAUGCGCAAUUGCACCUCUCUUCCUGACCUUGGUGCCCUAGGGCCGUGCAGCGCAUGCUGCUCAAAGGAUGGAGACAGACAACAUCAAGACCAAGCUGCUAAACGGUACAGAUGGAAUGCAUUAGAAUGCCAGACUGGAAGGGGUGUAUCCCUCAGCCCCUACGAACCCACUGCAGCAUGCUACACUUCGUGGAAUUCAAGGGUUGGCAAUGCCUGCUGCCAAAGAUAG